AUGGAAGAUGAAAUGUUGUUGAAACAACCUACCGACCGACGUCUGGGCGAUAACAAUGCCCUACCGCCAGGUCCACCAGGGGCAGAAUUUGAUACACCGGUAUUUGAGUCAAAAAAUGCUCCUCCCAAGCCGCCUACAUUAGAAAAGGAGAACAGUUCGGCCGAGCGUGCGGAACGUUCCGAGCGUUCAAGCCGACGUCGCUCACCUUCGGGCAGUCCACCACCACGUAAACGCCGUUCCACAUCACGAGGUCGACGUUCGCCCUCAUCACCACCAAGUCGUAGGGGACGUCGCUCACCCUCGCCCAGACGUAAUCGUUUUCGUGACUAUUCCCCUGACAGGCGUCGUUAUGGAAGACGCUCACCCGAUCGUCGGUCACGUUACAAUCGUGGAGGUAAAGGUCGUGAUCGUUAUCGCAGUGGUCGAGGCGGACGCAGUUCAAGUCGUUCUAUAAGUCGUAGUCCUUCACCACCACCAAGACGUGGCGGCGGCGGUGGUGGCAGUAGCCGCUGGUCUCCAAAAAAGAAACCAAGUUCUCCGGCACAUCCUCCACCCAUAAAUACCGCGGCGGCACCUCCACCACCAUAUGGUGUAAUGCCGCCGCAGAUGUAUGGUGAUGCCUAUGGAGCACCUGGUUACCAACAAUAUGGUGUUCCACCACCACAGGCUGGUUUUCCAGCAGAUGCAUAUACGGGAAUGCCGGCUCAAGCUGGGGGAUUUAAUGCAGCCUAUCCACCACCAGGAUCAUGGGGUGUUGACGCUUACGGCCAACAACAAUGGAUGGCACCACCACCAACAGCUCAAAUACGCCAAAUGCCACCGCCACAACAACCGCCUCCCCAGCAACCACCACCAUCUGCCGUACAGGCACCACCUCAACAACCACAAGCCCCAGCUACAUCACCUGUUGUUGUUGCAGCACAACAAACUGCAGCAGUUAACUCACCGGUUGUUACUAACGCAAAUGUCCAACCGCCAUCAAAUAUGACAAAUCCUUUACAUGUAUUAUCGGAUGCUGCUCCUGGUACUGUGGAACCUAAUCCACAACAUGAUGCUGUGGCCCAAGAAGCCGAAAAUCAACGUGAUGAAUUAAAGAAGCAGCGUACCAGUUAUCUCAAGAAGACCGCCGUCCUGAAAAAGGAAUUAAAAAUGUUGAAAGAACAACGCAAGGAACUACAUUCGGGCAAAGCGCCAGCUUCACCAACCACCAAGGGAUUCAUCGAUGAAAACGAAAAGUUACAGAAUCAAAUACAAAAGAAACUGAGCACCAUUGAAAAUGUUAUUGAUAUGUUGACGGGUAUUAUCGGCGAUGAUAACAUCGAUAAAGAUGAUGAAGUUGUCGAAGCAGAUGCCGAUCAAUUACUCAAAGAUGCUGCAGCUUCUGCUAAAUCAUCAGCAAUGCUUGCUGGUGGAUCAUCUGAUAGCAAAUACGCCAGAGAAAAGGGAACCGGAAGAAGCGUUGGUGGUGGUGGAGAUAAACCGAAAAAACAAAGUUCAUCAUCAUCAUCAGAUGAUAGUUCAUCGGAUUCAUCGUCUUCUUCGUCGGAUUCUUCCACAUCAUCGGAAAAUGAGGAGCCAAAUAAACCCGACAAUGAUGAUGACGACAGUUCACCGGAACGUUUAAAAAAGAAAGUCAUUGAAUCGAUGAAGAAUAAAGAUAAAGAAAUUGUACGCAAAGUUGAAACGAAAGUACCCACUAAAAAAGAACGUUUUAAUUAUGUAUUUUAUGAUCCGGAAAUGCAUUGGUGUCAAACCUGUAACAUUUUCCCAAAAACCGCCAAAGAUUAUCUCAAUCAUUUGCAUUCGAAAGAGCAUAUGGAUCGUGAAAGUAUUGAGACACCAUGGCACACAGAUAUGGUUACAGAUCAAUUUCCAACCUAUGAAAAUGUACCAACAAAACGUACACCCAUACGAGGUUUAACAUUCUUUGUACCGGCCACAGCCUGGUUUUGUAAAUUGUGCUCUAUUUGGAUGGGUGAUUUACAUUGUGCUUCGACCCAUUUAAAAUCUCAACUACAUGCAAGUAAAUAUAAUUCAUUCUUAGAGGAGAAUCCCCAUUAUGAGGUUAAUUGGUUGGCCGAUCGUCAAAAAGUUUUAAAUGAACAAAAAAUCAAUCCAUUACCUCAGCAAAUCACCUCCGUUUCAACUACAGCUGCUGAGCGUAAAAAAUCGAAAAAGGACGAUGACAAGUCCAGCAAGAAACGUAAAAAGAAGAGUGACAAAAAACAAAAGAAGAAGAAAAAGAAAUCAACAAAGAAACGCAAGAAGUCUGAAACGGAUUCUAGUGAUUCAUCAUCCAGCGAUUCGUCAUCAUCAUCGGAAAGCGAUGAACCGAAAAAGAAAAAACUCCCACCACCAACUGUGGAAAUUAAAGAUUUAAAUAACCCUAAUCCAGCUGGCGUUUCAAUACGUCUAUCUAUGCGUAAACAGGAAACCACAAAAUCGACUGAUGCAGCCGAAGUGUUACAGGCACCACCGCCACCACAAUUGAAAUCAUCAAAAGAAUCGGCGGCGGGCGCAGCAACUAAUCCUCCCGGUAAAUGGACUGUUGUACAGGAAGGUGUUAAAACCAACCAACGAACUGAUGAUGAUCAAGUAGAUGAUGGUAUCAUACAAGAAUGGAAUACCGUACAACCGGUAAUAAGUGAAAGUGAAAAGAAACUAUUGGAGCAGCUGAAGGGCAAACUGAAGAAUAAAACCAGCAGUGAACAACAGCAGCAGCAAUCUUCUUCCAAGUCGAAUGCUGGAGAAAAUACUUCAACCCGCUCGGAAGUAGCGGAGAAAGAAAAUCGCCGUGAACGUCGAGGUAGCAAAGAUCGGCGCGCCGACAGUCGAGAUCGUCGCGACAGUCGCGAACGUUAUGAUAAACGUGAUCGUAAUUCUCGCGAUAAUCGUGACAAUCGCGAUCGUCGCACUGCCAGACGUUCAACAUCGAGAAGUCCCACAAGAAGUCGUAGUCGAGGACGUGAUUAUCGACGCCACAUGCGUCGUUCACGUUCCCCAAGUCGUGGUCGCGGUGGUGGCUGGCGUGGUCGCAGACGUAAUGACCGUUCUCGCUCCCGCUCCCUAAGAAGACGUUCUCGUUCCUAUGACAGACGUAGACGUGGUACCAGAUCUCGUACUCGUUCACCAAGUCGUGGCCGUGUUGAGAAACCCGUUGUGCGACAACCAGAAUUUAGACCACGUGUCCCGGAAAAAGACAAGGAAAAGGAGAAGAAGGCUGCCGAAAAGAAGGAAAAGAAAGAGUCCCAGAAGCCCAAGCCCAGCACAACCAGCAACUCGACAAAUAGCAAGGCAAAGUUACCAUUCAUUGGUAAAAUGCCUGUAUUCAAAAAGCAGGCAUCUGGACAACAAGGUGAUGGUGAAAAGCGGUCAGAUGAGCUACCAGCUGCCGCUACUGCUGGCGGUUAUAUGUAUCCAAUGGAUGCCAGUACAUAUAACACCAUGACUAGGCCACCAGCACCCACAGCGGCCCAAAUUCAAAUGGCCAUGAUGGAAGAUGCCUAUGGAAAUGCACCACCUUUUCAUCCUGAUGCUGGUAUGAUGGUGGACUAUGAUGAUUUGAUGCCUGAUCCAGUGCAGUUUGUGAAUAUUAUGGGGCAGGCUCCUCCGCCACCACCACCACAACAACAGGCCAGUGAUGAUAAGGAUAUGUUACCGCCUGGUAUCGAUGAAGAAGAAUCGGAUGAAUUUAUGACGAAACCAAUUGUUGAUGCACCACCGCCACCACCACCCGGUAAGGGUGAUUUGCCACAGGACUUGGAGGAUGCCUUAAAUAUAAUAUUCCCCGGUGAAAAGAAAUCCAAAGAUGACGAUGAUGACAAGGCGGCAGUAUCUAAAGGUGAAACCCAAAUCAUUAAUGACGAACCAAAAUUCCAACCAGAAGAAUUGGCCAAGGAUGGCAUACAUUUGGUCACAAUUGAAGAGACAUCACAAUUGGGCUUGGAUGAGGCCUCUCAAAUGUCCAUGAAUGAACCGCUAGUCUUUAAUAGACCCACAGCAAAUAAUGCUCCAGCCGCCGCAACAUUUGUGGCUGAUAUGGAUAUAGAAGAUUCAAAUUCCCGCAGUACAACAGAACGUCAACUCCAAGAAGAAGUGAAUGAACAAAAAGAAAAUAAUGAUGAUCACAAGGACAACAACGAGGCAGUAAAAGAUGAAAUACCUAUGCCCGAUGAGAGUAUAACAAAAAGAAACAAUUCAAAUGACUCUAUUGAUGAACAACAAUCAACGGUAGUAGUGGAAACAAAACAGGAUGGCAUCCUUCUUCAUCAUGAAAUAGAUCUCGCCGAUAUUCCCCAACCGCCGCCAUCACCAACCGAAAGUGAAAAGAAUCGCCGCCAGGAGGAAUUGGAUGAUUUGGCUAUGCUUGGCAUAGAUGCUGACGAUAUGGCAGCUCAGUGUAUGUAAAUCA
Messenger RNA from Musca vetustissima, 4411 nucleotides. Its product is annotated as zinc finger matrin-type protein CG9776. The record is from RefSeq and is a predicted model, not a curated record. NCBI's taxonomy places the organism in Eukaryota, Metazoa, Arthropoda, Insecta, Diptera, Muscidae. The transcript is spliced from 11 exons. Gene Ontology annotation, cellular component: nucleoplasm. Bases 1 to 4407 code for a protein of 1468 amino acids. Gene Ontology annotation, molecular function: zinc ion binding; nucleic acid binding. Gene Ontology annotation, biological process: negative regulation of DNA-templated transcription; positive regulation of DNA-templated transcription.